This is a messenger RNA of Cyprinus carpio (common carp), 5772 nucleotides long. RefSeq names its product Rho guanine nucleotide exchange factor (GEF) 28a (gene arhgef28a). Gene Ontology annotation, molecular function: guanyl-nucleotide exchange factor activity. The record is from RefSeq and is a predicted model, not a curated record. The transcript is spliced from 36 exons. Gene Ontology annotation, biological process: regulation of Rho protein signal transduction. The coding region runs from base 276 to 5696 and encodes 1806 amino acids. Lineage: Eukaryota; Metazoa; Chordata; Actinopteri; Cypriniformes; Cyprinidae.
GCAGGGCUAUGAUCACACACGGCGUUGAAGAGAGUGAGCACCGGUGGCCGCAUCCACAACCCGUGUGUCCAUUCAAAACAGUCGGCAUUGUACAAGUGCAAGUCACGCACACGGAUGUACUGGCCGUGAGGCAGUCAGGAUACUCUGUACAAGCAAUUUGAAAGAGUUAUAUUUGGAAGUUGAAGGGAUUACACUCGUAUGGAGUGAGUUGUGCCGGGAAAAAGGAAGCUCCAGUGAAAGCUGUCAUUGUUUGUAUCCAGUUGACAGUCGCAGCUAUGGGAACUGGAGCGCACGGUGCUGCUGCAGUAAUGGAGCUCAGCAGGGGAGAGGUGCCACUUUAUGGUCAGGUGGAGGUCUGUGUGAAGCUGGAGGUGUCGCUGAGUGUUCAGGAAGAAGCUGACUACUAUGUGGUCCUUGUGGGCUCGUCCCUUCACCAUGUAACCAAAGCUCACAGGGCUGAGGAUCAAGGCUCAGUUAAAUUCACUGUGCCUGGCCACGAUGUUCCAGAGAAAGUGUCUGUAGAGGUCUACUACUUUUCGAGGGACAGCAGGAGUCCCAUCAGCCUCCUCUGCAAUUCAGGACAGCUCUCUGUGGAGUACAUACGGGAUGAGGCACAAGAGGUGGCGGAGCAGCUCAUGAACCUGACAUCCAGCAGCUAUCAGGAUAUCCUAAGGAAAAUCUGCCCAGAGAAAAUGUUUUCAUCUGAGACUAACCAUUUAGACCAGACUGGCCAGCAUGGGACAGAUGGGGUUUGCGAUCCAAAGGAAUUAUUUCGAUUGGAAAGCCUAGCAGAACAGGGGCUCAAUAUUUGUGAACAGGGGAAUUUCAGCCAGAGAGAAGCCUUAGGAACAUCAGAGUUUAAUCCAGAGCACAGAUGCACAGUGGGACAACACAGUGCAGUUGAUGAAAAAAUCACACAGGCCCUGGCUAACUUGCACUUUCUGGGAUGGGACAGCCAAGCUGGACAGGAGAAGCAAGAUCUCCUUUCCAGGACAACGCCUCUACAUGUGGCCAUACAUAUGGGGUUCCCCCACCUCAGUCACUUCCUCCUUCUGGAGUCUGAAGGUCAGGGGAUGGUUCCCAUAGUCGACAAGGAAGGCCACAGUCCUCUCACGCUGGCUCAGAAGCACGGAGACCCGACGCUCAUCAGUGCUCUAACAGAUCCCUCGAGUUGCAGUGCGUGGAGGCCAGUGUGGAUGUGUCAGAUAUGGACAGACGGCUCUCACCAGCUUCGUAUCUGCCCUGUUACCGAAUCUAGUAGUCUGACUGUGAAAAACAGCACACAUAUAGAUGCACAGCACAGCAUCCAGCUGUACAGAGAGAAGAGCAGAGAGCCAGAUGCACUUGCAAGGGUGGGACGACUGAGUGAGCCGUCAGAAGAGAGCAUACACAGAUCUGAUGUAUGUGACACAGAUUUGAACAGCCAAUUGAGAAUCGAGGAUGAAGCCCUGGUGGAUAGUGUCUUUGAAGAACAGCUUGUUCUCUGUCUGGAUGAAGAGGACGAAGAUCUAAACACAUUUAACUCAGAGAAGCUGUGUUCCUCUCCUGGCUCCUGCACUCCAAUUCACCUUCAUUCCUCAGACGCUGCUGCCGUCAGACUCGCAGCCAUGCUCACAGGCUCCGCUAAGGACAGUGACCUCAAUAUGAAGUACGCUGUUUCAGGUGUCACAGAGGACAGCUCUGGGACAGAUAGUGGUGUGUGGCGAAUGUCAGAUACGGGGGUCUUGUCACCAGGGACUGUAGAUAUGCCUCCAGCUGUUAAAGAUGAUGAAGGGCAGAGAGGACGGCAACAUGCUUCUCAUUCUUUCUCUCCCACCUCCCCUGCGGGACUGAUGCUGGAUAGACUCAUGCGUGCCACACGACCUGCUGAAUUGACAUAUAACAGCUCAAGCUCACCUACAGAGUCAUGUGACCUAAGAAGUCCAAUCCUCUCUCUAAGCCCGAGUCUGGUGGCCUUGGAAAUGGACAGCGAAGAGGAUGAUGAUGAUGACAUUUUAAUGAAGAAGCCCCUCCCCCAGCCACAGCCUGAGCUCAAAAACAGCCCAGAUCAUCGGAUUAUGUUUAAGCCCGCCCCUGAUCUUACCUGCACACGUUCUCACUCCGCCUCCUCUGCCUGUAACCCCACCCCUGCAAAGGAUAUUGAGCAGGGCAUCCGUCUUCGUUCAUAUUCCUACACCUCUCCCAAAAUCAGCCUGCUGCCUCCACGAUUCAGUAGGGAUGCCCACCCUCCACCUACCGACCUCAACCAGGAUGGCGCCCUCUCCAGCAGCAGUGGCAGCAGGUCUCUACUACAGGCACUGUCUCUGUCUAAAUCUCUGUCUCUGCUCAACCCUGUUAAACAUCGUGCCUGCAGCACAUCAGAGCAGCCUCAAGAGAAAAGGGAGUUAAGGUUUCGUAGACGUGCUCAGUCGGCUGACGAUGAGACCAGCGCAGAGCUGGCCAACUCCCUCCAACACCUCACGCUGUCCGAAUUCCUCAAAGAGAUAGAGGAAGAGGAAUGGGACAAAUAUAUCAUCCCUUCCAAAACAGAGUCAGAAAAAUACAAAGUCAGUCGCACAUUCAGCUUUAUAAAGAGCCGAAUGUAUAGCACUCGCAACAAGAACAAGGGGAAAGGAAAAGAGAGAGAGACCAAAGACAAGCAGGUCAAUGGACAUCAGUUCACAGCAGGAUCUGUCCUGGGGUCGACACUUUGUGAGAUCUGCGGCAAGCCAGCUUCGGGGAAAGAGGUCUUCCACUGCGCAUACUGUGCAGUGAGUGUCCAUAAGGGCUGUAAGGACUCAUCUACUCCAUGCCUGAAGAAACCUCAAGACAAAUAUUCCGUUAUGACAGUAAAAAGCAGGACAGCCUCCCUUCCACAGAAUUUUAUAGUGCGUGAAAGUUCCUCCUCGUCCUCUCAGAUCCCCACCUCUGCCUCUCUUCCUGUGAUGACAUCACGAGACUCUACUCCCCUUCCUUGCCCUCUGUCUAGAAGUGUGCCUGCAGUCACAGAAAGGCUUAGUGGUAGCCCAGAAGCAGAUAGUGACGCCCCCCUGUGGCGGAGCCACAUCCAACCAGAGGAGCUCCUCCAAACCAUGGAGUCCUCAACAUCCACUGAUUCCUCCCUUAUUGAAGACUCUGUAGAUUCCCCCCUACAGAAUGAGCUUGUAAUAAAUGCUGUGGAUUUGGAGGCGGAGUCAUGGAGCCUAGCGGUGGAGCCCCAGUUCUGCAAGAUGCAAGAAAAACGCAUCAUCAAGAGACAGGAUGUCAUUUACGAGUUCAUGCAGACCGAGCACCACCACGUACAGACGCUCAUGAUAAUGGCGGAGGUCUUCAGGCGCGGAAUGCGGGAGGAAGUCGGGCUGGAUAUGGACACUAUUUGUCGGAUUUUCCCUUGCUUAGAUGAGCUGCUUCUCCUCCACCGUGAAUUCCUGUCAGCGAUGACGGAACGAAGGCAAAGCUGCGUUCAGCCCAACAGCAGCAAGAACUACCUCAUCCACCAUGUGGGUGACAUUUUUCUGCAACAGUUCUCCCAGGAGAAUGCAGAGAAGAUGAAGCAGGUGUAUGGCGAGUUUUGCAGUCGUCACACAGACGCGGUCAGCUACUUCAAAGAGCUUCAGCAGCAGAAUAAGAGAUUUCAGCUCUUCAUCAAACAACAGAGUAGCAACUUGUUGGUAAAGAGGAGAGAAAUCCCAGAAUGCAUUUUGUUAGUGACCCAGCGAAUUACAAAGUAUCCCGUCCUCCUGGAGAGAAUACUGCAUUAUACAGAGGAGGGCACCGAAGAGCAUGCUGACCUGUCUCGUGCACUAGUCCUGAUCCGAGAGCUGAUCUCCGCUGUGGACCAACGCGUGAGUCAGUAUGAGCAGAACCAGAAGCUGAGUGAGGUCCUGGGCCGCAUGGAGAACAAGUGCUCGACUAAACUCAAGAGCGGUUACACCUUCCGCAAGCAGGACAUCACCAGUGGCAGGGCUCUGCUGCACCAGGGACCGCUGCUCUGGAAGACGGCCACAGGAAGACUGAAAGAUGUUCUUGCGUUUUUGCUGUCUGAUUCAUUGGUAUUCCUUCAGGAGAAAGAUCAGAAAUACAUCUUUGCUGCUGUGGACCAGAAGCCUCCAGUGAUCUCUCUCCAGAAGCUGAUAGUGCGUGAGGUGGCCAAUGAGGAGAGAGGCAUGUUUCUGAUCAGUGCGUCUUCAGCUGGGCCUGAGAUGUAUGAGGUACACGCUGCUUCUAAAGAUGAACGCAAUGCUUGGAUGCGACUCAUCAGAGAGGCUGUGGAGAGUUGUCCUGAGGAGGAGGAUGAAACUACAAGUGAGUCAGAAGAGGAAAGGAGAGUCACGGAAGCAAAGGUCCAAAAGAUCCACAGGAUACAAGAGUCUUUGUGUGGCCACGAUAACCUCAUCUGUGCCAAUCUGGAGGAGAAGCUACACAUCUAUGCCGAGCUGUCAGUCAUGGCUGGACGACGUGAGACAGGACCAGAGCCCAGACUGCUGGUGCGGCCCAGCACUGAAGACAUCCCUCAGGCUGGAGUACUGCUCAGUGCUGCUCUUAAAGAGGCGGAGAACCUGAAAGCAGCCCUAUCUUCUCACUGUGCUUCUACUGCCGCUGUCCCGUCUUGUCCAGAAGAGCAGACCCAACCUGAGCCUAGCUCUCCCUCCUCCCCUCUACCCCCUGAGAACCAGAGUCCACUGAUGGACCCCGUCCAGAGGGAUGAGGAAGAGUGGAGAGGAGAGGAAGGCUUAGAAACACAGGCCUUUAAUCACAGCUCAGAUGCUGACCACAAUAUACACCUAAAGGUGAGUCAGAGUGUGCAGAGCUUGACUCAGCUGCUAUACAGUCUACAGGCCGCAGUCACCAUCCAAGACAGUUGCUAUGAAGUCCAGAGGCUCCUCCUCCUCCUGUUAUCAAGCCCCUCCCCUCACCCACACUCCCGCCCACUGCCCAUCACUCGCAGCAACCAGACCCUGCAGGAGCAGGAGCGCCAGCGGGAGGCGGAGCGCCGACGAGAGGAGCUGGUGGAUGUGGCCCGUCUACGGGGCACACUGGUACGAGAGAGGCAGCAGUGGGAACGUGAGUGCCAGGUGCGACAGCUUCAACAGUCUGAGGUGGAGGCUUCACUGGAGCAGAGGGAGCAGGUGUGCCACCUAGAGGAGGGGAGGCUGCAGAGCGAGCGACAGGAGCUCCAAGAGCAGCUACAGGAGUACCAGCAAAGCCUGGAGAGGCUGCGAGAAGGCCAGAGGGCUGUGGAAAAGGAGAAGGAGAAGCUGGAUGCUCAGCGGAGGCUGUUGGAGAGUUUAAAGCAGGGCUACCAGCAGAACCUGCCAGCUAUGGUCAUACCAUUGGAUGGACAGCAGACACAGGAUGCGGGUCACCAUCACCUGAGUGGUCAGGACGAGCGUGGAUCCAUUUUUGUGAAUGAGGCAGCAUUUAUGUCUCCCUCCAUGAACAACAGGCACAUUCAUCUUCAACACCAUCCACACCGUCAUCAUCAGACUGUCCACCUGCACUCAGGAUACUCGGAUUCUCCCAGUGCUCAGAACAGUCUCAAUUCACUCCUGGCACGAUCCAACCACAGACAGAGCUCUGCUGGAGUAUCCGAUGCUCCUGCAGGACAUGAGAGCUGGACUGGAGAAGCAAUGUACUCGACCCCUCUGAGAAGUCUAACAGAGAUCCCAAACAAUGGUAAUGUUUUUACAGAAAUCACUAGUAAAUGGGCAGGAUGAGGAGUCUUAUGUUGCAGUUCGAGUAACUGUUAGGGUUUGUUCUUCUUCAUUUUUUGCUGCACAUUCCCCACCCCCU